Aspergillus ochraceoroseus IBT 24754 is the source of this 5745-nucleotide messenger RNA. Its product is annotated as putative telomere length regulator protein (Rif1). Gene Ontology annotation, cellular component: nucleus. NCBI's taxonomy places the organism in Eukaryota, Fungi, Ascomycota, Eurotiomycetes, Eurotiales, Aspergillaceae. The transcript is spliced from 3 exons. The record is from RefSeq and is a predicted model, not a curated record. Gene Ontology annotation, biological process: telomere maintenance. The coding region runs from base 382 to 5661 and encodes 1759 amino acids.
GUUCACUCCUUUGAGCGAGAGUGCCAUAGAACUUACCAGGUAGGAGCAGAACUUCCCCCACCGAAACGAAUCAGCCCGCUUUCUCCGCAGAAGACAGAACUUUAGUUCUGCCUCAGGCAAGAAACGCGCCGCCUUCCACUUUACGCGUGUCUCGAGCCACCAGCGCGUCUUUUUGAGUUGCGUGGCUUGCGUUUUCCCCGUCCCGAAAUGAUGGAUCCCAAAAAGGGCUUUCGAUCUUGCAACUUGAACGCUUCGGUGGCCCGCUGCUAAACGUUUUCUCGGCCAGGAUAUGGACACUGUGGUGUGAGUUCAUAGCUUGGACGUAUCGCAAUGUUCCUUUCUUUCCACUCCUUUUCUUCUCUUGUCUUCUUGUCUUGAAAUAUGGUGGAGGUUCUUGGUCCUUUGUCUGCUCGUCCGCCGACUCCACCGAGGAUUGUGUCUCGCAUGCUGUCUGAAAAAGAUCGGACGGUAGACUCUCCAGUCAUCGUACAGACUCCUAUAGAGUCUCCUUCCUUGACCAACGGAUCUACAGGAGGUGCCUCCGGUCGCCAAUCGAAGCGCGUGAACUUUUCGCCAUGGACAAAAUACAUCAAGCCUCCUUCGUUUACUAACGCAAAAUCGAAAGUCCUUCCUCCCUCGAAUGAAUGCAAACCAACCAAGUCGAUUCUUAAGUCAACCGGUUCGCCUGGCCCUGUGAACACGCCGAGUAUUACACCCUACACCCCCGAAAGCUUCGCUAUGCUUCUGGAGUCGAUCACCCAGCAAUUGGCUGGAGAGUCGACAAGCUCUAGAAUUGACGCGUACAUGCAGUUUUUUGGGGCGCUAAGGGCAUAUGAGAAGCUUCCUCCGGAAGAUGAAAUUGUGCGCAAGUUAGGAUUAAUCACUCAGUUUAUUCAGCGGGAUAUUGGACGGGAUCUCGCAAAGGGUGGGCCGUUGGAUACUAAUCUUGUCAUCCAAGCCCUGAAGCUCUCCGUGGUGCUAGUGUGGCAUCCUCAGAUCUCUCCGCACUUAUCUGACGACUUCAAACUUGUCCUUGUCGAACACUCCUUGAGCAGCCUCGAAGACGGCAAAUUACCCAAAUCUGUCAUGACGCAUUACCUAUCCGUUUUGUCAACGCAAAGGUUCCCCGCUAAAAUCCUGACGAACGCUCGAAUUACUCGCAUCCUCACAAUGCUACACGGUCUUACCAAUAAGGUGAAAGGAAAUGCGGUUGUAUCCCAACGAUUGAUGAUAUAUGAGCGCCUUUUUGAGCAGUCAAAGUCGGCUUUUGUCUUGCAGCCAUCGCUAUGGAUGGACCAUCUACUCUCUGGCUUGCUUCAUCAUAUAAGAGAGGUCAGAAUAAAGGCUAUAGAGCUUGGAUUCAACGCCUAUAUGGCAUUCGGCCCUAGUCCCGCUAUGUCCAAAACGCUUCGUGAUAUUUUUGACCGACCUCUUGAUAACGACAGAAAGCUGGCGUCUGAAAUUUGCGAACGCAUGUCAAGGAUGAUGGCAAGUCCCGAGAGUGGUGACCAUGUGCCUCAGAUUUGGGGUGUUAUUGUCUUGCUCUUGCGAAGCAAACGAUUUCACAUCGACCAAUGGCAGCAUUUCAAGGAAUGGGUUCUUGUCCUCCAGAAAUGUUUCAACUGCAGCGACUCUGAAAUUAAAUCAAAAGCCAUUGGGGGGUGGAAUCGAUUUGUUCUUGUGGCAAACAUUAGUGAAACGACCAGCCCAUCGUUGUUGAGAAUGCUCAGCAAGCCAAUACUAUCCCAAUUUGAGCGAAAGAAACAAGAAAAGCAUGGAUCGCAACCCAGCCAGUUGGCUAUUGCUAGCUACUAUAAUUUGCUUUACUAUGCUUUCCGCCCAUCUGCAUCAUACCAACAGCUCGAUAUCGUCUGGGAAGAAUAUAUCGCGCAGCCCUCCUCAAACAUAUUCUCAUCUGUUCCCAGCCUGAGUGAUCGGGUCGCUCAUGCCCUCUCUCACAUGCUCUGGAGCUCCCAAGCCAACGUUUGGUCAGAGAACCGAGUAAACGAAACGAAGAGGGUUGUCCCUGAAGAGUUGCCGUCUCUAGACUGUAAGUGGGUCCGGUCGAGGAUCACUUCAGUUCUGAAAGUUUUUGAAGAUAUUCUGAAGUCAUCCAUCUGGGGCCCCGACAUAGACAAGUCAAAUAUUGCUAUUGCCUGGGUUAAUCUCUCCAAUGCUCUCUCAUAUUCUUCAAGCAAAGAGAUUACUCCCUCCCCAGAGUCAAUGCAGGCAGUAGCCCACGUACUGGGACUUUUACAGCGCCUCUGGAAUGCAGGCCCACUUUCACUUAACGCUGUUGGAGAAUCGUCCAAGGAUGCAUUUUUCGAACGAUUUCGCUUUUUGUCUACCGCUAUGAUAGUUGCUUUGGGUAGUAUCCCUUUCACCGAAAAGCUCCUUUUGAAAACGGCAGAUUCGACGUAUCAAGCCGCGAACACGCCGACGCAUCGCCAUUCAAACGCCAACAAUAAUCUAGAUAGUCCAAUAUUGCACUUGCUCCGACUUAUUAGUGAUAUUCCAGGGCUCUCAGAACCCACCGCAUCGUAUCUGCGCUUAAUCAACGGUACCCUCGAAGCGGCUUGCAACGGGAGAGUUACUCGAGGUUCCCGCCUUGAACUUCUGCGACAGUGUGCAGAUUUGUACCCAAGUGGAAAAGAGUUCCAUUUUGGUGUGGACAAUUUUGCUCAGAUUGUCUGGAAAUCAACGGCACAGCUAUCAGCAGAUUGUUUGCGUUCAUUUCCCAUUGAAUCAGCGCGCGAACGCGAUGGGUCUGUUCACCGUGACUAUGACAACUUGGUCAAAAUUCUUUCGGUAGGGCUAAAAUUUUCAAAUGUGCACGAUGCCUGGGACCAGCUUAUUGAAGCGUUUAUUCACGUCCUGAGAACAGAGAGAGGGGAUCAGGUUAUUGCGACAACGGUAGUGGAUCUCGCUGACUUCAUGAUGGAUAUUGAUAUUCGCACUACCUGUCUAUCUGCAUCGUCGCUGUUCAAUCACUCCCUGUCGCUUUCUUUCCUCGAUCAUAAUACCACGCUGGUCAACGAGCGCAAUCAAGAAAGCCAUGGUGACAGUGAAUUCUUCUUCCCCCAAAAAUUAAUCGAAUUAGCGAACCGAAUUCUUCGCGGGUCGUAUGAAGAGUUCCAACCGUCUGAGAUUAAUGGAGUUGCGGUCUUUAUUGAAUCACUAGCCUCCUUCUUGGGUUCAGGUGUAGCUGCCUUUCGUUCUAGACUUCUCGAAACCCUCCAGGAAUCCCUUGCGCUAUAUUUGAAAGACGCAGCUCGCAAACUCACCGUUGAAAGCGGCGUUGAAAGUAGAAUUCUUACUGCUUGCCGAGCUCUCUCUGCCGCCGUCCUUAAUAUUUUGCAAGGAGCUUUGCCUCACGACACCUCCACUCUAGACACGUUCCAAAACAUCAUCUGUGCUGGCUUAGGAUCAUCACAUGCCUCAAUUGCAAGGAGAUUUAUCGAUUUCUGGAGUUCCACGUUCGGAACGCAAAAUUCUUUGCGCUACCCUGAAGCUGUGUCUCAGGCGUUGCAAAAUCUAGAAACCCAUCUGAAUAGUCAGGUGUCUAGCUCACUACCAGAAGACAAAUCACCAGGCGCAACACAAAGAAGCCGUCCUCAGCUAGAGACAGUGCGUACCAACUUGAAAGAUAUGGCGGCCGAAUCUCAGAUCGCGUUUACUCUGGAUGCGCCAACUGAAUCGCCAUAUUCUGCUCGCCUAGACUCAUCGCCUGUCACGAGGGGUUCUGAAUCUACAGGCCCAGCGUUGCAACAGCCCCGGAAGUCUUCUCCCCAGGGUCUCAAAUCUAAGAAUACUCUCCACCAAAGCGCGCCCAUGAAUGAUUCUCUCCCAGUGCCAUCGUCUAAGAAAACCUCAGUGCGGCAUAGCGAGGUUUUCUUUAUGAUUGACAACCUUCGCUCCUCCUCUCCACCCACCAACACGCCAAGAGACGUUGGAUUCAUGACGCCGCCUCACCUGCGCAAUCUACGAAAUGCCGACUCCGAGACUGAAACUCCUCAAACCCCUACUUUACCUGCUGUAGUUGGUGACAAUGAGGACAAUUUCCUCGGAUCUUCACCGACGCCUGGUAUUAGAGGCUGUUCACACUCGGUGGGGUCGGAGAUACCUUCUACCAUCGUUGGGUCGCAAAUGGACAUUGACCCUCCGUCUUCACCACCAGAGCUAGAGUUGGGAAGCCCCGAUAUCCGACAAAAGUCCCUUGCUUUGGAUAAUACACCAGGCAAGGACAAAAUUUCCAAGAACAGAAAACGGAGAAAUAGGGCUAGGCGGUCUAAGACAGUAACCGACAAGAAGGUUGGUGAAUCUUCGCCAGUUAAGGAAGGUGCGACGCAGGGCGAAAGGAAAGAAGAGAAGAGUUUGAGAAGUCGUCUUCGCUCGUCUACAGUGGCCAACAACGAGCAGAGUGCAGCCAAAAAGACGCAAGAAGGCCCCAUGAAGACGAUGUGUCGGGAAGUUAGCCACGAUCCGGCCACUGACGCCACCACAGAACCUUCAUCCACAAAUGAUGUGCCCCAAGUUGGGCCUCAGGUUGUGUCUAAAGAUGAUGGAAAGCAGCCAUUUGCUGAGCCUUCUGAUUUCAUUGCAGAUUCUUGCAGCGAGGAUAUGGAUACCCAGGCCAUAUCUCAGCUAGAGCAUGAUUUAGUGUCUGCAGUAGAUCUCGGCCGGACAAGGGUAAACGGAGAGGCGGGGCCUUCAGAACCAGCUCCAGUUACUCGAAAACGGAAGCGGGAGGAAGAAGCCGAGGCUGCACGAAGUAGCAAAGAGCGACGUCGCUCUUCCAGGCUCUCUACGGCAACAUUGCUCGCUGAUGCGGAAGAGAAGCUUAGUGUUCAUUCCAAAAAGCAGAAGAUUCCCACCAUUACUUCGGCCGCAGCUCCACAUUCUCCUACUGCUACGGCUGCUUUAUUGAAAAAACGAAUGUACGACGCUGAUAUGGAAAUUGCCACUCCCAGGAAGCAACAUGAGCAUACACCCGAACAAAAGAAAGAAAAGACCAAGAACAAAGAUGCAGAGAACCAGGGUGCCUCCCAGAAACGGAGAUCCUCGCGGAUUAGUGGUUUGGCAGGACCCGAUAUUCCUGUGGACAGCCCUACACCUAAGAAAUCGCCUCGAUCCAGCCGGUCAUCGAAGCAGAACAAGAAGCGCAGAGAAUGCCGGGGGGGACAAGCUCGAUCUCAAACUGACAGUACCCAAUAUAUGGAAGCUGUAGCUUCUCGAAAUUCCCCAGAGCCUCAAGAUAUGCAGCCUUCGAUCCAGAGCGCUGAUUCGCCUUUUGAAGCACAUGGUUCUUUAGCUCCUCCAGUUCCAGACAUGGAACUCAAAACCCCCUCAAAGGCUACCGUCGAAAAACCGUCCGACAACGAUAUUCGAAUGGCAGAGGUAGGACCGGAGGCAGAAGCCGAAAUCGCAGCAGACAACGCCUCUACAACCAACCUUGAUAAUCAAGCCUCUCGGCCAUUCCCAGCCGAAGAUUCCGAACCGGUCAAGGAACCCGGGAUCAAAACCUCUCUCCGCGAACUCCUCGACAAGGUCAAACUAGCGGCUUUGGACCGAGAUACCGUGAAGGAAAUAGACGAUCUGCUGUUCAAUUUCCGAGUGGAGGUGCACGAAGCUCUGAGGCGUCACUGUGACGCUACCAGUUAGGAUUUGGAUUUGCAUAGCGAUGGCGUUUGAGUUAUUUAUUAUUGUCUAAAGUGAGUUUAUGCUAGGAACGUGCUAAAAAAUACC